GUUCACUACUCUGAAGAUCUGUUAAUUCGAGCCUUCCUUCCGCAGCCCAUCUCUCCAAGCGGUCACCUUUUCACACCUUUCCAAUAUGCCCAUGGUGUGUCGACUGAAGUUUUACCUGCUCCUGCUGUUCACCUUGGAGUCGUGCCAUAUUACCGAGAGCCAUAAACAUCAGCACGGUGACAGGCGGCUUUCCAGUUCCAUCCACUUCACAAGAAGGAUCCGUUCACGCAUCCAAACGCUCCUGAUGCACUAUAAAGAACAAGAGUUGGGGGACUCAAAGUUUGAGGAUCGCAGCCUGAUGCUGAAGACACUACCCUCCUUGAAUACAGACUAUUUCACUUGGCUGCACAUGAAGGACACAGAACGACUGAACAGGGCUCUACGAGAUCUGAACAUCUUCCUCAUUCACCUGGAUGCCAACAGAAAACAGAUAGAGGAGGGGAUGAACGGCCAGACGGAUACGGUGACUCGCUCCAUGUACGGAGUUCAGCUGGACGUGCAGGACCUCCUCCAUCACAUUAAAUCGCAGUUAAACCGAAUGAGCAGCCAAGGCGGUCCAUCCGGUGAAAUGGUCACAAAGCAGCCGCUCCCUCUCUCGCUGCUCCAGCCUCAACUGAGCUGGCACAAGCGUCUGCAGGGUUACGUAGUUCUCAGGGACUUGGAGCGGUACCUGGGAAAGCUGGUCCGUGACUUCAUUCUUCUGAGGUCCAGAUAUAGGAAGUAG
Messenger RNA from Scleropages formosus (Asian bonytongue), 724 nucleotides. Its product is annotated as cardiotrophin-2-like. NCBI's taxonomy places the organism in Eukaryota, Metazoa, Chordata, Actinopteri, Osteoglossiformes, Osteoglossidae. The coding region runs from base 86 to 724 and encodes 212 amino acids. Gene Ontology annotation, cellular component: extracellular region. The record is from RefSeq and is a predicted model, not a curated record. The transcript has 5 exons. Gene Ontology annotation, molecular function: cytokine activity; ciliary neurotrophic factor receptor binding. Gene Ontology annotation, biological process: negative regulation of neuron apoptotic process; ciliary neurotrophic factor-mediated signaling pathway; positive regulation of tyrosine phosphorylation of STAT protein.